This is a messenger RNA of Cuscuta campestris, 413 nucleotides long. NCBI's taxonomy places the organism in Eukaryota, Viridiplantae, Streptophyta, Magnoliopsida, Solanales, Convolvulaceae. The record is from the annotation of a GenBank genome assembly.
AUCCGACGGAUGAGGAACUGAUAGCCGGUUACCUGAUGAAGAGGGCAAUAGGAGAUGAUAUGCCUCCGCAUCACAUAUUCACAUGGAAUUUUUUUACGAUUGCACCAUCCCUCCAUCUUCCCAAGAGGUUGGACUUGCGGGAACUGGUAGUUGGCUUAAAUCAGAUCCCCCAAAGAGGUUUUCCAAGGGGUGCCCCUAUAGGUUCCAAGGGGUGCCCCACGAAUUGGCUUUUAGACGUGUUCUCUAUGCCUCAUCACUCUCAGCAGGAAGGGAUCAUGUGCUAUAUGCGUUUACCUCGACGCUCCUGUCGGGACCCAUACCGGCGGGAAAUGGGGGCUAGUGGGAGUCAUCGAAAGUGGGUGUAACCCCAAUCGAGGUUUUGGUUUUGCUCAAAAUAAAGAGGAAAGUGACUA